GCCACAACAUCAACACAACAAAAAGGGACGCCAAAAUGCCGACAUUUUACCCGUCCAUCUCCUCGAAUCUCGCCGACUGGGCAUUAAACCAACCUCUCUUCUUCACGGCCUCGGCGCCUCUUGCUGGCCGACACGUCAACAUCUCCCCCAAGGGCCAUCCGCGGAGUACGUUUCGCAUCCUGGACGAGAACCACGCGGCGUACAUUGACGCGACGGGAUCCGGCAGCGAGACGAUUUCGCAUGCCUACGAGCCAGGCAAUGGUCGCGUGACGAUCAUGUUUUGCAGCUUUGGCGCCUCGCCGCGCAUUAUGCGCUUCUUUUGCAAUGCCAGUGUGGUUGAGUGGGAUCAAGGAUCCAGGUGGGACGAUGCGGUGAAGAGGUUUGGCAUGA
This is a messenger RNA of Xylona heveae TC161, 390 nucleotides long. RefSeq lists its product as hypothetical. Lineage: Eukaryota; Fungi; Ascomycota; Xylonomycetes; Xylonales; Xylonaceae. The transcript has a single exon. The record is from RefSeq and is a predicted model, not a curated record. The annotation marks the transcript as partial.